AUGUCACCGGAUAUAUCCUACCCCGAAAAGGGGCCAUUCUCUACUUCGAAGAAUGCAAAUAGUGAUUCCUCCCUACCUCCCAGCGAUAGCGAUGCGGCCGCUGUGGGAUCCGUCUCCAAUAUAACGGAUGGGUCGCAAGCUCUGCAUCGGAAGCUGAGGGGAAGAGAAGUUCAGCUUUUUGCUAUUGGUGGUGCAAUUGGUACUUCUCUCUAUGUCCAAAUGGCCAACGCUCUCCCCAAAGGAGGACCAGCCGGUCUUUUCAUUGCCUUCAUGAUCUGGGGCAUCAUAAUGUGGGCCGUUAACGAGUGUUUUGCCGAAAUGGUGACAUACUUACCUAUACCAUCCCCAUUUAUCCGUUUCGGCAGAGAAUGGGUUGACGACGCAUUAGGGUUCGCCAUGGCGUGGAACUUUUUCCUCAACAUGGCAUUUCUCGUACCCUUUGAAAUCGUCGCGAUGAAUAUCAUGAUAACCUUUUGGACGGAUAAGGUCCCCGUUGAGGCGAUUAUUGUGGCUAUGAUAGUCGUUUAUGCUGUGUUGAAUGUUAUCAGUGUACGAUACUUUGGCGUUGCGGAGUUUUAUCUGUCGAUUUUCAAGGUUGUUUUGAUGCUGGGGCUGUUUUGCUUUACUUUUAUCACUAUGCUCGGUGGUAAUCCAAUUCAUGAUCGAUAUGGGUUUCGAUAUUGGGAUAAACCUGGUGCAUUUACCGAGCACCUUGCUUCAGGGGGCACCGGCAGGUUUCUUGGUAUAUUGUCAUGCUUGUAUCAAGCCAGUUUUUCAAUCACCGGCCCUGAGUAUAUUUCAAUGGUCGCUGCCGAAACAGAAAACCCCCGAAAGAUCCUACCUCCAGCUUAUCGAUCUUUUGUCUGGCGUAUACUCGUCUUCUUCGUCGGAUCCUCACUUUGCAUGGGCAUUGUCAUCCCCUACAAUGAUUCCACUCUUCUUGGGAUUAUAUCGGGAACAACCUCUGGCUCCGGCACAGGUGCGGCAUCACCAUAUGUCAUCGCCAUGGAACGACUCAAAAUCCACGUUUUACCUCACAUUGUAAACGCCCUUAUUAUGACAUCCAUCUUCAGCGCUGGCAACGGUCUCCUAUUCACAGCAACCCGUACCUUACACGGAAUGUCAAUCACAGGCCACGCACCACGAGUACUAUCAUACUGCACAAAACAGGGCGUGCCCGUCUGGGCCCUCGCCAUAUCUCUAUCAUUCUGUCUCCUCGCCUUCUUACAAGUCAACAAAUCUUCUGCAGAUGUAAUGGGAUACCUUGUUGAUCUCGUUACAUGUUGCCAAUUGAUCAACUACGGUUUCACGGCUGUGAUUUAUCGCCAUUUCUAUUCCUCUCUCAAGAAACAGGGUAUCUCUCGGGAUACCCUUCCUUACAAAGGACGUUUUCAACCAUAUACCUCCUAUCUCGCCAUGGGAGGAACAUUAUUCAUGCUUCUUGCCGGAGGAUACGAUCUCUUCCUAAAGGGGGGAUGGGAUGUGAUGUGGUUCUUCCUCGAUUACGGCAUGAUUGGAUUCUUUAUUGUCUUAUUUGUAGCCUGGAAAUUGAUCUUCAGGACAAAAUAUGUUUGGCCGGGGACAGCGGAUUUGAGUAUUGCUGGGUUGAAGGAGGAGAUUGAUGAUUAUGAGGUUUUGUAUGAGAUUAAUCAGGAGGGGAAGAAGAGUAAUUUUGUAGAUAAGUUGUUUGCUUAG
Talaromyces stipitatus ATCC 10500 is the source of this 1695-nucleotide messenger RNA. Its product is annotated as general amino acid permease (Agp2), putative. Gene Ontology annotation, molecular function: amino acid transmembrane transporter activity. Bases 1 to 1695 code for a protein of 564 amino acids. Gene Ontology annotation, cellular component: membrane. Lineage: Eukaryota; Fungi; Ascomycota; Eurotiomycetes; Eurotiales; Trichocomaceae. The transcript has 4 exons. Gene Ontology annotation, biological process: amino acid transmembrane transport. The record is from RefSeq and is a predicted model, not a curated record.